Molecule: messenger RNA, 2445 nt
Organism: Geosmithia morbida
Lineage: Eukaryota; Fungi; Ascomycota; Sordariomycetes; Hypocreales; Bionectriaceae
Product: origin recognition complex subunit 4
Exons: 4
Coding region: 1-2445 (814 amino acids)
Biological process (GO): DNA replication; DNA replication initiation
Cellular component (GO): nuclear origin of replication recognition complex; nucleus
Molecular function (GO): ATP hydrolysis activity; ATP binding; DNA replication origin binding
Source: RefSeq, a predicted model, not a curated record
AUGGCCACCCCCAGCGAGGCCACGACCCCCGGUGGUCACAAACGCCCCCAGCCCCGAGGCGACACGACUCCCGCAGGUACAGAGGUCGCAGGAGCCCCCUCGGCCAAGAAGCGCAAGGUCGACGACGAGGAAAUGCCGACACCUCCUGGCUUCAAUUCGCUCACGGCCGCCCUGUCAAACGGCCCGGGAGAUGGACACGACAAACCCCACCACGUCGCUGUCCCCAGCGUCGGCGGUGGUGGUGGCAGUACCCAGUCCCCCGCCGGAACACCCAACAAGGCACGGCCGGCCAUCAAGUUGGCGGCCCUCAGGGGCACAGUGUGGGACAAUGACCCUAAGCCCCGGUUGAUGGCCUCCCCCUCGCCCAGGAAGAGGGCGUCUGCGUCAGCAAGCAAAACCAAGACGACGGGUGGUACGCCGCGAGGGAGACCGCCGAAAUCCGUGACCGACUCGCCCUCGAAACCCAGAUCCGUCGGACGGCCAAAGGGCAGCACGAGCAAGCCGAAACCUACGCUCCCGCCGCCCGUGAGCGACGACAACAAAAACGACGACGGUGAUGAUUCCGCGACGGACACUGCCGGCGCGACACCCCAGAAACAGAUGCCGGCGAAGCGACUGUGGGGGACGCCGUCUGCCCUCACACCAAAGGGUAUCCUCUCGCCCUCCAAAAACAGAAACCAGACGCCCAAGACUGUCAAGUUUGGCGGCAAAGCGGGUGGCGGCGGCGGCGAAAUCUUCUUCGAGGACUUGCCAAAGAGCAGUGGCAAAAAGACGACGAAGACGACGACGACGACGACGGCGACGCCCCGCAAAGAGAAGCAACAGAGAUCGGUGGUGAUAGACGAGAUUAGGUGCGGCAUGUGCAACAAGACCAACUCGAGGAAACCCAACCAGAUCGUCCUGUGUGACAACUGCGACUUUGCGGUUCACCAGCAAUGCUAUGGUCUGGACGAAAUUCCCGAGGGGGACUGGCUGUGCAGUUCAUGUUCCCAGGAAGAUGCCUUGGCUACAGCAAAGGAGGGGGCAGCAGCAGGGGCACCGUCGACGGGGACAGCAUCCGCAGAGCGUGCCGAAGUUCCCGACAUACCUAACCUCGAGAAACACCUACGGCUUUUACAGAGGGUCCUCCUAGACCGCUGUGCGGGCCGACGCAGGAUCGACAUGUUUGGCCUGCAGGAGGUGCAGGACAAGACUAGGCAGAUCAUCGAGCAGACGGUCGUGGCCGGCGAGGGCAAUUCCAUGCUCCUGAUCGGGGCUAGGGGUAGCGGCAAGACGACGCUCUUGGAGAGCAUCAUCGCAGACGUGUCCAAAGAGCACAGUCAGGAUUUCCACGUCGUGCGACUCAAUGGAUUCAUCCAUACCGAUGACAAGCUGGCUCUCAAGGAGAUCUGGCGACAGCUAGGCAAGGAGAUGGACGUCGAGGACGACCUCGUCAACAGGACGAAUUAUGCCGACACGAUGGCAUCCCUGCUAGCCCUGCUGUCUCAUCCAUCCGAGAUCCUAGGCACCGACGAGGGUGUCACGUCUCAGUCCAUCAUCUUCAUUAUUGACGAGUUCGACAUGUUUGCCGCGCAUCCGCGACAGACGCUCCUGUAUAACCUCUUCGACGUGGCUCAGUCGCGAAAGGCGCCCAUUGCCGUUCUGGGAUGCACCACACGGCUCAACGUGGUGGAGACGCUGGAGAAGAGGGUCAAGAGCCGCUUCAGCCACCGCUACGUCUAUCUCACGAUGCCGAGAUCCUUACCUGCUUACUGGCAGGUGUGCCGUCAGGGUCUGGUGGUGGAGAGGAAGGAUGCGGCUAGGGAGGGUAUAGAUACGAGCUUGGAAGGGUACAGUGAGUUCCACAAGUACUGGAACUCGAAGAUCGAUGAACUAUACAAGCAGAAGGCCUUCCAGGAGCUCCUGCAGUACCACUACUACACGACCAAGUCGGCAGCCGCCUUCUUUGAAGAGUGGAUCCUACCCUUGUCGGUCCUCAGUCCGGCUGACAUGGCCAUCAAAAUACCCAGCAUAGCAUCAGAGGCGACGUCGCUCACCGCCCCAGACUCGCGCAUGCACCUCCUGUCGACGCUGUCGGACCUCGAUCUCGGGCUGCUCAUCGCGGCCGCCCGCCUCGACAUCGUCGCCCACACGGACACGGUCAACUUCGCCAUGGCGUACGACGAGUACAGCUCCCUGGUGGGGAGGCAGAGGGUGCAGUCAUCUGCCUCGGGCAUGCUGGCCGUCGGCGGAGGCGUGCGCGUCUGGGGUCGCGGCGUGGCGGGCACGGCAUGGGAGAGGCUCAUAUCCCUCGGCUUGCUGGUGCCUUCGGGUGUGGGGGGCGGCAGAGGUAUGGGCUACGGCGGGUUGGAGGGCAGGAUGUGGAAGGUCGAUGUGGCACUCGAGGAGAUACCGCUGGCUACCAAGCUGGGGACGGUGCUGGCUAAGUGGUGUAGGGAGAUUUGA